Messenger RNA from Rhineura floridana, 10514 nucleotides. It is a transcript of the gene PRKAA2, whose product is annotated as protein kinase AMP-activated catalytic subunit alpha 2. Gene Ontology annotation, biological process: intracellular signal transduction; protein phosphorylation. Gene Ontology annotation, cellular component: cytoplasm. The transcript is spliced from 9 exons. Gene Ontology annotation, molecular function: AMP-activated protein kinase activity; ATP binding. The coding region runs from base 99 to 1757 and encodes 552 amino acids. The record is from RefSeq and is a predicted model, not a curated record. Lineage: Eukaryota; Metazoa; Chordata; Lepidosauria; Squamata; Rhineuridae.
GCUGCGCCGCCUGCCUCGUCUCGCCUCCCCUCCCGGCCCUGCUGCAUUGUGGUCCGGCCGGGCCGGCGGCGGCAGCGGGACCGCAAAGGCAAGCGAAGAUGGCUGAGAAGCAGCCGCAGAAGCACGACGGGCGAGUGAAGAUCGGCCACUACGUGCUGGGGGACACGCUGGGGGUCGGCACCUUCGGCAAAGUCAAGAUUGGAGAACACCAGCUUACAAGACACAAAGUAGCAGUCAAAAUUUUAAAUAGGCAAAAAAUUCGCAGUUUGGAUGUGGUUGGGAAGAUCAAACGAGAAAUCCAAAACCUAAAACUUUUCCGGCACCCCCAUAUUAUCAAACUGUACCAGGUCAUCAGCACACCAACAGAUUUUUUCAUGGUAAUGGAAUAUGUGUCUGGUGGGGAAUUGUUUGAUUACAUCUGUAAACAUGGACGUGUUGAAGAGGCUGAAGCUAGGCGUCUUUUUCAGCAAAUUCUGUCAGCUGUAGAUUACUGCCAUCGGCAUAUGGUGGUUCACAGAGACCUGAAACCAGAGAAUGUGUUGCUAGAUGCAAACAUGAAUGCCAAGAUAGCUGAUUUUGGACUGUCUAACAUGAUGUCAGAUGGUGAAUUCCUGCGAACCAGCUGUGGCUCACCCAACUACGCAGCACCGGAAGUCAUCUCUGGAAGAUUGUAUGCUGGUCCAGAGGUUGAUAUCUGGAGCUGUGGUGUUAUUCUCUAUGCUCUUCUCUGUGGAACCCUUCCUUUUGAUGAUGAGCAUGUCCCAACCCUCUUUAAAAAAAUCCGUGGAGGUGUCUUCUAUAUUCCUGAAUAUCUCAACCGUUCAGUUGCCACUCUACUCAUGCACAUGCUGCAGGUUGAUCCACUCAAACGAGCAACCAUCAAAGACAUACGAGAACACGAGUGGUUCAAACAAGAACUGCCCAGUUACUUGUUUCCAGAGGAUCCUUCUUAUGAUGCCAAUGUCAUUGAUGAUGAUGCCGUGCGGGAAGUUUGUGAAAAAUUUGAGUGCACUGAGUCAGAGGUGAUGACCAGCUUGUACAGUGGGGACCCUCAAGACCAGCUUGCUGUUGCUUAUCACCUUAUUAUUGAUAACCGGAGAAUCAUGAACCAAGCCAGUGAGUUCUACCUUGCUUCCAGCCCUCCUACUGGCUCUUUUAUGGAUGACACUAUGCACAUCCCCCCAGGGGUGAAACCUCACCCAGAGCGGAUGCCGCCUCUCGUAGCCGAUAGUCCCAAAGGAAAGUGUCCAUUGGAUGCACUGAAUACUACUAAGCCAAAACCGUUGACUGUGAAAAAAGCCAAGUGGCAUUUAGGAAUAAGGAGUCAAAGCAAGCCUUAUGACAUCAUGGCUGAAGUCUACCGUGCUAUGAAACAGCUCGAUUUUGAAUGGAAGGUUGUGAAUGCCUAUCAUCUUAGAGUCCGUAGAAAGAAUCCAGUGACGGGAAAUUACGUGAAAAUGAGUUUGCAGCUUUAUCAGGUUGACAAUCGCAGCUAUCUGUUGGACUUUAAAAGCAUUGAUGAUGAUGUCAUGGAGCAAAGAUCAGGCUCUUCUACACCUCAGCGCUCGUGCUCUGCAGCUCGCUUGCACAGACCAAGACUGAGUCUUGACUCUGCCACUGUUGAUUGCCAGUCACUCCCUGGGUCUCUCACAGGCUCCUUGACUGGGAGCAUGUCUUCUAUUAUGCCACGUCUCGGUAGCCACACCAUGGAUUUCUUUGAAAUGUGUGCCAGUCUCAUCAUGGCUCUUGCUCGUUGACAGGUAUUGUUAAGAAGCUUGUUUUCUUCGGGCUGGCUUGGGCCUCUGCAAAAUUUGGAAAAAAGGAUAAUUUGGGCAUGGGCAGCAAGGAAAAACUAAUUCUGAAAGUAGACAUAAUCAAAUUCUGCACCCAGAAUACAUUAGAUAGAUUUAGGGGAGUAGGCAAAUGUAUUCAAUUUAUUUAAUCCUAAUUGCAGAAUUUGCUUUAUGUUUUGCAAGGAAUUUGGAAUAGCUGUGUUAGAUCACAAGCAUGGUAGAAGUGGGUACAUGAGCAUACUUGAAGUGGCAGAGAAGUGGAGGGAGUAGUAGAAAGCAGUGAGGAGGACAGUGGGCAUGUUAUUCAACAGCUGAUAGUUACCCGAUCUUAUUGCUUGUCACUGUAAGGUUCAAUUUGUAGGAAACAGGAACAUCUGCCCCAAAUCUGAAAAUAUCUGCAGUCACAGAAUCCACAGUGCCCCUGCCAUUGUAAACAUAUGUGUGCAAUAAUGUUCCUGAUGACUUGAUUAUUCCUUCAAAGGAUUCAGAACAGUGAUUUGAGAAAAUGAAGAUGAUAUAAUACUUGUAGGGUUGAUUUGCACUUUAUACAUGUGGAAGAAAUUUUCACAUCUUUUCUUCUUCCACUCCUUGUAACAUGCAAAAUCACCUUUAUAGAAGGACCAUAGCUCAAUGAGAAGAGAAUUUUUAAUGUUUGCAAUCCCACAUAUCAAAUAUUGACAUAUUAAGUCUCAGCAUAUCUGGUUAGGAAGCCUUUGGUGAAAGGCCUCUGGCCAAGCUGCAAUGUAACUUAUUUUCCCCUGUAGAAGUGCUUUUUGAAUGUUCACAGUGAACAGAAAUUCGUUGCUCUACUCAUGGAUUCAUGCGAAUGAACUGUUGCAAUCUGUAAGUGUAUUCCUUCAUUUAAACACACUCCAGUUAGGUAACAUGCCACAUCAGAAAAGGACCAGCAAGAGACCUAAGACAGGGGAGAGCGGGAUUCAAAUCCUGCUAACCGUUACGAUCAAUAGCAGUGGCCUGACUCAUCAUAAGAAGCUCUAUUAUAUUUUUGUUACAUUAUAGUGAAAUUAGAGAAAGAACCAACUUUUAAUAGUAAGGAACAGUGCAGACAUUUAUUCUUCCAAAGUAUACAUAAGUUGAUCAAUAACAACCCUUUCUUUAGUUCUGUGCACUAAGAAUUUUACCUACUGCUGGGGUGUAUGCUCUACAUCUGUCUCACCCUCAUAGAGAGAUGCAGAUCAGGGCUGGCUAACCUGAUGCCCUGCAGAUGUUGUUAGACUCCAACUCCCAUCAGCCCUAGUCACCAUGAUCACAAAUUAUGGGAAUUGUUUUCUUACAACAGGUGGAGGGCUACAGGUUAGGCACCCCUGUUCUAGAUCCUCAAAAGGAUUUUGAGAUAGGUCAGUAUGUAGAGCAUAAGGCUGUAAUUAUACAGCAGCAACAUUGACUAUACAUAGAUGCUACUAGGACACAUCAGUCUUUUCUAUAAUACUUGUGCUUGCAGUGCAUGGACAAGGCCUAUCUCACCUUCUUUACUCUCCCCUCUUUCUGAAUAGGUAGUGAGCCUCUCCCUCUAGUAAUCUUACAAUCACUAGAAAACGGGUAGCACUUGAAUGCUGAACACGCUUUUUGUGACAUGAAGGUAGCACAGGGUUACCACCUCAUUUUGUAAACAUCCCACAGCAACAUUUUCACAGGUUUAAUUAAAGUUUUGCAUUAGGGAGUUUCUCUUCCCUCCAAAGGAAUUUUUUUCUCUGCAGCCUUUCAUAACCAUUUUGUCCUCACUGCUGUUCACUGUUCUGGGCUUGUUAAGCUCAGACCACCUACUAUAUCUCAUAAGCAAUACUCAUAGUCUACUCUUAAUCAUGUUAUUAGCCUUCCAUCAAUCAUUGCAGGCCCUGCUUUGUACCAGAUAUAUCAAAGUGCAAAUCUUGUAUAUUUAAAUGAGGAACAAUUAUUAACUCCGUGGCAGCUGCAGAACAGAUCAAGAUUGCUGUAGCCAUCUAUGUAAAAUGCAUACCAGUAGGAUGGGGGAUAACAAUUAUAUCUUUCUUCAGCAGUGAAGUCUUUUGAUAACACUUUUGUUCACCAGCACAAAGCAAGAUAAUUAUGGAGAAUAUUCAGUGAUGUAACAGGGAAGAAGGUAGUGGAAAAAAUAGGAGUACUAAUAGAAAUGAUCAAGUGAAAAAAUCUGGCAAGCAAGACAAAUGUACCUCUGCUCAGGAGUGAGCCCAUUUUUUCUCUCCUGUGGCUUCAUUCUCCUACUGCCAUACUGACUUGGUUCUGAUUCCAACAUGGAUUUUUAUCAGUACAGCCACAACUCUUCAGAUAGGCUUGGGGUGGGUACAAAGAACAUUUUCUCUUUUUUAAGCACUCAGCAUAUUUUUCCAUUAAAAAUGUUUAAUCUGUGACCUUAAAAAACUAAAACCAAAAUAGUUUAGAAAAAACUCAGGAAACAAGAGGAAGGUGAAUUUGAGCAGUCAGUGCUGAGGAAGAAGCACUUGCUCCUAGGCUCUAUUCUUUUUUGAAAUGUAUUCAUCUCUCCUAAGGGGGUGACUGAGAAUCCAAAGUAGGCUCACCCCCUUCCCCAUGGUACGUUCUUCAUUUAUCUUGGACCUGGAUCAGACUGCUGGGUUCAACAAGAGCUGAACAUCACUAAGAGAAAUGAGUGUUUCCCAGUCUGGUCCUCUUCUCUCUGCAAUUGGAUUAUCAUCUAUCUCUUUUAAUCUUUGAUCCAUCAUUAUGUUGCUUCUUCUUCAUUCACCUUGUUGCUUCCAACCAUCUAGAGACCUCUCGUCAUUUGCUAAAAAUAAGAUAUGCACCUCAUUGUUUUUAUAGCUCUUCCAUCACCUUUUUCGCUAUCCCCACUUCGGUUACAUUAUAAACACAUUGGCUUCUGCUUUCCUUCUUCCUAAAGACCCAGUAAUAUUUUAUAGAGCCAAAGCUAGUUGCAACAAGGAGCUGCAGUAGGACCAGUUGUGUGUCUUGAAUGUUUUCUAACAGUGUGCAAUGUGUAUUCUUUGGUAGGGCAGUUGUGAUAAUUGCUGCAGAAUAUUGCAGUGCAUCUGUCAUGCUGUUCCAUUAUCUGGGUGUCAUCUCAUGAUGCGUUUUCUUCAUGAAUGGCUUAAUGCUGGGCCUGGAGUAUUCCUUAUAGUGGUAAAUAUAAAAUCUUGGAAUUGAGGUGGCCUGUGCCAUUUCAUUUGGCAAGCAUAAGUCCACCUAACUUCAACAAUCACAGUUAUUCAAGGUCAUUUUAUCUAAACUGAAUGAGAAAUUCUAAUACAAAGGAGGCUGCACCUCAAAAUAUAUUUUUAAAAGGCAGUCUUGGCAGAGUCAUCUGGUUUUAGUAUAUGAUACCAGUGCCCCUGAGGUCUAAGGAGUUUGUGUGAGCUUUGCAUUUCAAUUCAAAUUAUCUUCCUUGAGACAGAUAACACUGGCCAUUUUUUCCUUCCACAGGACAGCAGCCAAAUUUACCUUUCUAGUGUAAGAACAGAUAGAAUCCCUUCAUGUGUGCUGUUUCAUGGCAGCUGGAAUGCAAAUUUGACAAUACUGUUCCAGACCUCAGGGCUUUCAUGUACCUCGAAAGCUUAAUUGACUGUGACCUUCACCAGUAUACUGAUAAAGCAGAAUAACUUACGUUUUAUCAUUCCUUUUCUACAGGCUAUCUGAAGGAAUCAGGUUUACUAAAUUUGUAAUAACAAACAUGUCAUUUUUAAAGGGUAAAAACUUUCUUUAUGAAGAUAAAGUUAUAGCUUGUGUGCAUGCUGCAGUAACUUUUUAAAAAGGAAUUAAUUGUGUCACUUUGUUCUAAAUGAGUAUUAGCUGCUUUUUGUUUAAUUUUAUAACGGGCUUAAUAUUUAUUGCCUGAUAAACUAAACCUAAACCAAUUAGGCUCCAAUUCAAGGCAAGAAAGCCAAAAGCUAGGAUGGAGCCAUAAUAAUAAUAACAACAACAACAACAAUAAUAAUAAUAAUAAUGGGAAAGCAGUAGUUGGCACAACUCUAGCCAAAAUCCUCUGCAGGAAAACAUUUGCCAAAUGUAUUGUGAACUCUUCUCCAUCAUUGUUAUAGCAUCAUUUUAUCAAAAGAGCUGUUCAUUAUCCCAUCUACUUUGACCUACUGCAGGAUAUUAGUUUUGCUAGGAUAAAUAGAGACGGCACUGUGGCAAGCUUCACACAUUAAUCACAUGAAAGAACUCUACUCGAUUAAAGGAGCAGCAGGCUGCACCACUGGGUGUACUCCCCCAGCAUCGCACGGCUUUCCUGCCCCAGACAUCCAGGCAUUGAGCAUAGACAUGUAAGUGGGGAAGGCUUCCCCCAUGCACACACCCAUGCACAGUGUGUGGAGGUCAAGGCGGGGAAGCUGCCCAAUUUGAGGAGCACAGCCAUUCUGCCACUUUAUUCUCACAAGGCCCCUUCACAUGACGAAUUCACAAACCAGGCUAUAAUGUGUGCAUAUUUUUGUUUUAAUUAGCCUCUGAUUCCUCAUGUUGAAAUGCUCUGAAAAUAGAGGCACACUCCAUAUGGAGAACAAAAUAGCCUUCUAUCUGUUCGCCUGAAGGGAAUAGUUGAAGAUAGGGGUUGUGGUGGGGAAGAGGUAACUGUCUUCAUAAAACCAUUUGGAUUGCUAUUUUCACUACUAGUUAAGUGGAAUUUCAGUUUUUUGCCCUGGGCUAUUAAAGAUUUUUUCAUGCACAGUGGAUGGGAAACGGGGUUUUUUGGAUGGCUCUUAACUCUUUCCUGCAGAACAAAUGUAAAUUCUUAAGACGCCACUUUUAGAUGUAGCAUUUAUAUUGCACUUUACCUAUUUUUAAGAAAGAGACUCAUGUUAGGAAAAAACCCACAGUGAUGCUUAUUAAAUAAGUAAUUCGAGAUCACCACAGACUUGAGGAGAGAGUUGUUUUAUUAAUCUUUCUGAAUGGGCAUGAAUCAUUUGUAAUGUCAGUCACAUCUGAGAACAUUGGCAGAGAUCUGGCAGCGUGGACUAGGGAUGGGCAAGAAUUUCGAUUCAGUCUGCAUUUUAAGCUGAAUCUAUCAAAUUCACAAUUUCCAAAAACAUAUGAGAACCAAAACACAGCCAUCCUUUGAAAUUCACACUUACUUGAAUUUUGCCGAGCAGUUUGGCAACCAUUGUUUAUAAAAAUGUAUAUAUUAGGGGAAAGUGUGCAUAAAAAUGAAUGUGUGAGUGAAAAUAACAUGCAAAAAAGCAUUAUAUGAUGGGAAAUGCUUUGCAAGAAUGUGUACCUUUGUCAAAACUGCCUAUAAAAAUGUGUUUAUCAGGAGAAAUUCACUCUAAAAUGCUGGAGAAUUCUUACGAGGGUUUUUUUAAAAAAAUUCACAGAUUGCUGCAGAAAUGUUGGGAACUGAACUUAAGACUGGAAAAAUGAGAAAUUGAGAGAACCAAUUGUUCCAUCCCUACCCCAGACACUGCUUGCUCAUGGUGUAAAACCAGUGUCUCAUCACUUGCUUAUGUAGAUAUAUCCACCUUAUCAGACUUCCACUGUGGAAUAAACUAGGACUAGAAUUUAAAAGUAUCUAAGUGUACUUAAAACAUCUGCCAAAGUGAUUACCAAUAUCAAGACAAAUUGCUGUUCUGCCCCCAAAAAGGCUUCAAUUAUACACUUUGGACAGCGGCCACUAACCUUUUUUGGGGGCCCACGGACUCAUUUAUAAAGUGAAGAAAUUGUUGUGGGCACCACCCACACACUACACUACAAUAGAAUGAUACUUUCAAGCCUUAUUUCAGCAAGAGGAGGGGUGGGUGCCUGUGGGCACUGCAUUGGUGACCUAUACAUCGGCAACCUCUGGCUUCAGCAUUUUGCUAACAGAGUGCAGUGCUCAGUACAGAAUCAGGUAACCAUCUCUCUCACACACACACAUCUUUGAGUAUAUUCCAAUAAGCAGGAUAAAUGCAUUUAAGCAAACCUGAAAUCAAAAGUGCGAUUUUCAGCCACUGGUUUAGUGGCAUGUUACAGCUAGGAAACCACUAGCUGUUUUCUAGAAUCGAUACUGGAUGUGUAAGAAUUUAAAAUAGCACAUUGAUGUGUCAUUGGUCAUAUAAUAAAGCAUUAAUUCAUGGUUCAUAACAUUGUAGUUUUUGAACUAGAUUUCAAGCAAUGGUACUGUCCUUGCAAGAAACAGUACAAUUUUCCACUGCUCCUUGCGCAACUGUAGUAGAGUCACCAAUCUCUUCACAUUGCCACCCACUAAAUCGUAUUAUUUAAUUUACAAGUGUAGCUUAGUAAGUCUUGGCAGUUUUGUCAUUUAUUAUCAGUGGUAGUAUAUUGAUUUCAGAAGGAAGAUCAGCCCAAGAAUACAAAACUGCCAUCUCAUAGCAGUUGCUAGAAGUUAGAAAUGCUUCAUUUCCAUUCAUUUUACAAAAUAGUAUACUUCCUUCAGUAUUGUAGGUGCAGAUUAUCUAAAAUACUUGAAGUGUGCUUGCUGUGUUCUCACUAUGCCUCAGUGUUGGCAUUUGCAUGUGAUAAAACUUCUUGUUAGAAUUGUUCUGUACAGCAGAAGCUGGGAUGUAAUUGUGAAAGAACUGUAGCUCAGUUGCAGAGCACUUAGUUUGCUCUGCAUGCAAAAGGUCUCUAGUUAAAUCCCCAGCACAAGGAUUGGAAAAAUGACUGUCUGAAACCUCAGAGAGCUGUUGCUACUCACUGUAGUUAAUGCUGAGCUAUAUGAACCAAUGAUCUGACUCAAUACAAGGCAGCUUCCUAUGUUUUUUGUCAUCAGUUACUCCUCCUCUCUUCUUUCCACUCCAUCCUCAAGUUGUCCAUGACUUCUUUAGGUUUCAAGUUCAUCCCAUACAUAAGUUGACAUGUUUGCUUUUAAGGUUUUGCAUGUUUUUACAGAAAGCUAAUGUGUUUCUCCCUAUCCAGUGCAUACUGCAAUGCACAUAGGGAGCUUCUCAAGGACACCCCAUUCACUUCAGGAAAGUAGCAGUUCCACAGGCACAUCUCCUUGCACAUGUCGAGCUGCCCUUCUAUUGAAGAAAACAUUUGUGGGGCGGAGAACUCCCUGUAUAUACCAACGAGCACUAGAUCAGGCUGUGAUAGAGUACAAGCAAGUCUAUUUACAAGCAAGAAGUAACAGUGAAUGCUCUUACAGGUUUUCUCUGUGUUUUCUCCAUAGCAUUUCCCAGGUCAGACAAGGCAAGCAGUUUUUCAGUUUGAAAAGUUGUGUAGCCUCCUCAGAAGUGGGAAUUACUUUUGAGAAAAAUUAAAGUCCCAACUAUAAUUUCUCUUACUUGCAUGCAAGUGACUUUGGUUCAAAGACCUGUUAAGUGGAGAUGUCCUUAAGCUAUACCUUAAAUGACAAAACAUUAAUUAUUCCGGUUAUGGAAAUUCUAAGUUUACUGUAAAAUUAAACAUUGAAACUCUUAGUAAACACAGUCUUUUAUGCAUUGAACAGCAAUAUUUCUUUAUACACGUUUACUGGACAAGAAACCUGGUCGCAAGAUUAAGUAUUCUAGUGUCCUAUUACCCUUUUGCUCUUUGCCAAAUCUACAGUUGAUUCUCCAAAAAAGCCUUGAAUUUCCUGCUGAAACUGCCUUAACUGAUCAAACUUGUUUAUUUAUUUAUUUGGCAACUUCAUGCUCAUCAAUGCAUUUUUUCUUAAGUGGCGAAUGUAGUUCUCCUGUAUCCUAACCUCAAAAGCUCUGAAAUGAACACCAAUAAUACAGUAGUGUUUAUUAUUUUGGGAGUGAAUCCAGUUUUUCUGUGUUAAGAAAUCUUUGUAUGUAUAUUUUGUAAAUCUAGCAGUAUGUUUUUUCUUCAGUGUGCACAACAAAACUGCAAAACACAUGACAACAGCUGUGUCCUUGAACUACCAUAACUUUGUAACAGAAAGACAUGAGAAAUCUCUUAAGUAAAAAUUGAGCUACUCCAUGUACUUUUAACACCCGUCAUUCAUUAGUUGGUAAAAGUGGAGGUGAGUGAGCUCUCUCAGGUUUACUGGGGAUUAAGUGAACCCUUACCUUCCCCAAAAACGUUUUCAGAGCCUAUCCAAGGGCUCAAAAAAGUGCUGCCCCUCCUGCCAGCUUUCACGAGUCAUAAAAGCCUUCGCUGCUAGCUGCAUUUCCCAAAACUGACUCCCUUUUUACCCUCAGCUCUUGAGAGAAAUAACAUCUCUCAUGGUUCCCUGGACUUUCUCAGGAUGCUGGUAAUCACUGCAUCAGGGGAACAGAGAGAAAGGAAAGGAAGGACGGGGAGAAAAAACCCUAUAUCCUACUGCUUCCCAUUUGAAAUAUGAGUGGGGGGGUAGUUUUGAAGAAUGGGGGCUGGUAGAAAGGGUUUGGGGGAUGCAGGAACUGGCAAGGAUGGGCAAGAAGAAGCCCUGAAUUCUUCUGCCUCAGAUUUUAGUUUGUCAUACUAAAAUGUCAGGGCUUGUAAAGCUCACUUCUCUGAGGCAGACUUUUACAGGUUCCAAAUAUCAUUUCCAAGUCCAGAGUCAGAACUGGCAUCCCUAUUCAGACACAAUAUUUCACACAAAUAGAACUCAAACAUGCUUUCAAGUUGGAGUUCACUUUAUAGGAAAGCAAGUCAGGAUUAUCUUUAAAUGAUCAAUGUUUUGCGUAUAACAGUGUUUGGGGGAAGGCACAAUCCCCUGCCCUUUUGGUUUUGUUAUUUAAGCAGAAAAUGAAGGCUGCAGUUUCAUUUACUAUCUCUGUGUUAACUUUAUUUCCUUUUAUUGUACCACACUGCAUGUGAUAAUUACUCCAUGGUUGGCAUCUGCACUUUAAUAAAUAGAUGAUAUUCUUACAA